This is a messenger RNA of Micropterus salmoides (largemouth bass), 2554 nucleotides long. Its product is annotated as neoverrucotoxin subunit alpha-like. NCBI's taxonomy places the organism in Eukaryota, Metazoa, Chordata, Actinopteri, Centrarchiformes, Centrarchidae. Bases 1198 to 1953 code for a protein of 251 amino acids. Gene Ontology annotation, molecular function: protein binding. The record is from RefSeq and is a predicted model, not a curated record. The transcript has 2 exons.
GUGUAUGAGAGCGAUUUAAGUGCAUAUAAAUGAUGAUGUCAAAGUCAAAUAAUACUGGAUCACAAUCCACUUUGUAUUGUUCACUUUUACUUCCAUAUAUCACAGUCCAUUUACUUUUUAAUUCAACUCUCCGGAGUUGUUAUGUUCACCAACAACCACCAGGUGACAUCUAAGAGCGAGUGUAACAGUAUAAUGCUUCCUGCAGAAUGUUGACUGAAAAGAGGAAGUACAGUCAGUGGUGGUCAGAGUAAAGAAAAUCUUGGUAAGAAAUAAUUAUUCAGUAAUAACAAAUUAAUCAUCACCAGUUAGGUAUUGUAAUACCUCAGAUGCUGUUAAGAUUUCCUGUAACCUUUCUCAGAAGAGUACCAUUUGUUUUAUUUGAAGUGCAUUUGCAUUCUAAGAGAUUGUUUUGUCUCACAGGGAUCUGCCCUUGAGCUGAGUUACUUACUCUAUUACAUGUAUUUUUAGUAAAUAUCUCUAAGACAGCUGUUGAUUGUUACUACUUUAUUAUAAUAUACAAUUUCCAAAAAUACUUGAGUAAAAUUGAAAAUAACCAUUUCACAACCCUACUCAAGUAAAAUAUAAUACUUAGGUCAAUAAACUACUCAAAGUACAAGUUAUUUUUAAUACUGUUUAGUGUGUGCAGGUCAGAGAUCUUCACAAGUCAUUUUAUGCAAGUCCAAGUGGAGUCUCUUUUUGGAAUAAUAAGUAAUAAAUCUCUCCCUGAGCAUGAACAACAUGUAUGCCAGAUACUUCAACUCUUGCUGGAAAAUGAAGAAGCUGUAUGUUAAACUGAAACCUAGAGAAACUGACCCUAGAGAAAUUGCACCACUGGUUGGAGGGUACUGGCCAUUUCUUCGUUGUGUGGAUUGAUCAUAAGAAUCUCAUAUAUUCAGUCUGCCAAACAGCUAAACUCAUAUCAGGCUAGGUGGGCUUUUCUUUUUGGGAGGUUUAAUCUGUCUUUGACAUAUGGUCAAGGUUCCUGCAAUGUCAAGUUAGCUGCCUUGUCCUGCUAGUAUGUCUCUAAACAGACGUGGAUCCAGGGGAUAAAGUGGGUGUCAAAUCAGAAAAAGACAGAUAGAUAGAAGGUUUGCACAGUGAUUUCAUUGUACCUUAGUAUUUAUGUUUUGAUACACUAAAUUGGGGUGUUUCGUAUCUUACUUUUAAAUACAGUACAUUUUGUAUCUUUGCCCAUCCAUGAGUGUAGAGAAUAACAAACCUCUGUAUGAGUGUGAUGUAACGUUCAUGUUUGAUGCUGAAAGAGGAUGUGCCGGUUUGACACCCCUCUUCCCUUUCAGGGUGAAGCCUAGUAGAGUCCGAUGGAUGAGACCAGGUCUGAGGAAGUAUUCCUGUGAACUCGCACUCGACACAAACACACACAGAAAGAUCAAACUGUCUGACAACAACAGGAAGGCGACACGUAUGAGAGAGGAUCAGUCAUAUCCUGAUCAUCCAGACAGGUUUGACUUCCAGUGUCCUCAGCUGCUGUGUAGAGAUGGUCUGACUGGUCGCUGUUACUGGGAGGUCGAGUGGAGAGGAGGAGUUGAAAUAUCAGUUAUUUACAGGGGAAUUGGAAGGAGAGGCGACAACACAGCCUUUGUGUUUGGAGGGAAUGAUCAGUCCUGGAGUCUGAGCUGCUCUGAUGAUGUUGGUUACUCUGUCUGGCACAAUGACAGAAGAACAUCUUCCUCCUCUGACAGAGUAGCAGUGUAUGUGGACUGUCCUGCUGGCACUCUGUCCUUCUACAGAGUCUCCACUGACACACUGAUCCACCUAUUCACUGAACCUCUUUAUCCUGGAUUGGGGUUCUGGUCAUAUGUUUCCUCACCGUCUCUGUGCUCUCUGUCAGAGGGAGAGUCUCUUCCUGCUAGAGAAACUUUCACUGCUGACCAGAUGGUUCAAUCUGUACUGGAUCUCGCACAGCUGAUGUUAGUUAGUACCAACCUGAUGUAAAGUAGUAUAUGCAUCAGUGUUAGUAUAAUAGAGAUAGUGUCACAUUCGUCUGACGUCAAACAGCUAAAGACUCAAUCUGCAGCUUUUCACUUCGUGGAAAAGAAACCUCUGUUCAUUUGUUUUCUGCUUUCCAGUUUUGGGUUGUUGAGUUGUGUCCUGUUUUCUUUUGAAAUUGUUGGAAAUCAUGGUGCCUUGAACACUCCGUUGUGUACAAAACGCACUGCAUUUUCUCCAAAUGGGAGAAAAAAUACCUCAGAGCCCAUUGGGGAACUUUGCACAACGUUUCAAGUAAACAUGCAACUGAUAUUGAAAAUAAUGUGUGGUCAGAUAUUAUAACAAAUGUGGGGAAAAACAUCAGACGCUUGAAGGAAAUGUAUUCAAUAUUAAAUAUAGUCUGACAACAAUCGAUGCUGGAAGUGGAACCAUGUGAAUCAUCAUCUGCUCAUGUUGUUGAGUGUCUCUGCCUAUUAACUGAUUUGUUCUGUUGUGUUCUAUAUUUCUGUCUGUACCUGUUUUUUGGAUUUGUUUAUUCCCCAGACUGUCCACCUCAUCUGUGGUGUAAGUUGCAAUCACUUGGUUUAAAUAAACACGGAGAACUGUA